Molecule: messenger RNA, 2012 nt
Organism: Diabrotica virgifera virgifera (western corn rootworm)
Lineage: Eukaryota; Metazoa; Arthropoda; Insecta; Coleoptera; Chrysomelidae
Product: putative RNA-binding protein Luc7-like 2
Exons: 7
Coding region: 159-1154 (331 amino acids)
Biological process (GO): mRNA splice site recognition
Cellular component (GO): U1 snRNP; U2-type prespliceosome
Molecular function (GO): mRNA binding
Source: RefSeq, a predicted model, not a curated record
CUGUGUGCAUUUGGCUUGUGCGUAUAAAAAACUUCAAAACCACACGCCAUUUUGUAAUGGUGGAAUGUGGUAGCUUGUCCUAGUUACAUAUUGUUGUUAAAUAUAUAUUUUUUUGAUAUUUUCUAGUGUUGAGUUGAAAUAAGGCAAAAAAAUACAAAAUGACAGCCCACGAUCAGAUGAGGGCUAUGUUAGAUCAGCUUAUGGGAACAGGAAGAAAUGGUGAAAGUAACAAAUUCCAUGUUAAGUUCAAUGAUACCAGAGUGUGCAAAUCAUUUUUGCUCAGUUGCUGUCCCCACGAGAUUUUAUCUUCCACACGAAUGGAUCUGGGUGAAUGCCCAAAAAUACACGAUUUGGCGCUGCGAGCAGAUUUUGACAAGGCCCAGCAAUCCAAGGACUACUUCUAUGAUUUAGAUGCAAUGGAACAUUUGCAAGCGUUCAUAGGCGAUUGCGACAGACGUACCGAGUCAGCUAAGCAACGUUUGGCGGAAACCCAAGAAGAACUGUCAGCCGAGGUGGCCGUCAAGGCUAACAGCGUUCACGAACUAGCAGAGCAAAUUGGUCAAAAAUUAGCUAAAGCCGAACAGUUGGGAGAAGAAGGAUUUGUCGAUGAGAGCAUGAAGCUUAUGGGAGAGGUGGAAGAACUAAGGAAAAAGAAGCUAGACGCCGAACAGGAGUACCGCAACUCGAUGCCGGCCAGCAGCUACCAACAACAAAAAUUGCGAGUAUGUGAAGUGUGUUCAGCCUACCUCGGUAUUCACGAUAAUGACCGACGGUUAGCGGAUCAUUUCGGAGGUAAACUUCAUCUAGGGUUCAUCAAAAUCAGAGAAAAACUGGCAGAUUUAGAGAAAAAUUCAGAAAAACGUAAAGAAGAAAAGAAAAAAUCUGGCAGGGACCGAGAUCGCGAAGAGAGAGACGACCGCUACGAUCGACGAUACAGAGAACAUUACGUUGGUGGUAGAGAAUUGGACAGAAGAUCUAAAAGACAUCGGUCUAGGUCGAAGGAUCGCAAAGACAGAGAGCGCAAAGAUAAGGAUAAAAGCAGAAGCAGUCGAUACAGGUCAAGGUCUAGAAGCCGUGACCGCGAUCGCAGCCGCAGAUCCCGCUCACGCCAUUCAAGUUCAAGCGACAAAAAAAGGGAUAGAGAUAGAGAUUAAUAGGACAGUAAUUUAUAAUUCGUAUUAAGCGUUUUUGAGAAAGAUGCCGAAAAAUGUAUACACAACGGUUUGAUGUUCAGAGUACCACUUCAGUGAUGGCAUCGAUAUUUUGUAUUGUACAAAGCUGUCCUGAUCGAGCUUCAUUGGCACUAGAGUGACCCGCAUUAGUCUUGAAUUUAUUGACACUAAAAAUUUUUCACCAAAUCAGUAGUUUACACUGCAUAAUAUGCUCUCAUAUAUUUCUUAAUGUAAUAUUACAUUUUAUAUCUCAAUAUUACAUUUCCAAAAUACAUUAUUGAGCAGAUUAUGCCACUCUUGUAGUCUUUUAUUCUUCUUUUUGAUUGCUUAAUUGAGGUAUUCACCACUUGUAGCCUCCACAUAGCUCAUAUUUGCCUUAAAUGAAAGUUUCUUUAAACCAGAUUCAAUAUCAAACCAUUGUGUGUAGAUGUUUUACUGUUAUAUUGGAAUAAUAUUUUAAUUAUUCGUUGUUUCUUUCUCGAAAGUAAAAUCACUAGAUUGUUCUUGUGUGGUUUCUAAAAAAACAGAACUGCAAUUAAAUAAAUAGAUGAACCUUCAUUUUAAACAAUAUUAUCUCUUCCUUUUUACGCAAUUCGCCACAAUAAUAUAAUAUAUACCAAAAAGGUCUGUAAUUAUUUAUGUGAUUGUAUCAUAUGAGUAACAUUAUUAUGUAAUUUCCCAUGUUAUAUAACUUCCUACAGAAACAUAAACCGAAAAAUCACUAAGUUCUUUAUCUAUCUUUUCGUGUAGUAUGAUAUAAAAAUAAAGUUGUAGAUAUUAUUUUAGAUAAGUUUAUUGAUGUUAUAAUCGUAAUGCUUUCAAAUAAAUAUUAAGGGAAAA